Molecule: messenger RNA, 5484 nt
Organism: Haemorhous mexicanus (house finch)
Lineage: Eukaryota; Metazoa; Chordata; Aves; Passeriformes; Fringillidae
Gene: TPX2
Product: TPX2 microtubule nucleation factor
Exons: 18
Coding region: 1025-3271 (748 amino acids)
Biological process (GO): regulation of mitotic spindle organization; activation of protein kinase activity
Cellular component (GO): spindle; microtubule
Source: RefSeq, a predicted model, not a curated record
GUCUCACCGCGCCCUGCGGACACGGCCCUGCCGCUGACACGGCUGCAAACUCCUCACACCAGUCCGGGACUAACGUGGAGUGUUUUGUGUCUCCACACUGCUCAGGGAGCCCAUGGCGGGGUUGUGAGGAGAGGUUUAUGUGGGUAGUGCCGGAGCAGUGAGAGCGACUGUGGCAGCCGGGGUCUACCCCUCCGUUAACGGCUGGCUACCCAUCCCUCUGCAAAGGCGCGAGGACUAUUAUACAGCACUUGGGGUCGAUAACGCCACUGCGCAAAGGGCACUUUCUCCUCACAGCAUCGAGAAACCUAGCCAGUCUUACCAGGCGGUGUAAGCCGCCUUCCCUGGGCCCAGCAGUCAGAAAGGCUGAUUUGCUGAGGGCCAGAGGGUGGGCAAGGAGGAAGCCGGGCAGCAGACACUGAUACAGCCGCAGAACCAGAGCCUGACUCCGGUAGGCUACUGCCCGGCCCGCGGCCCCACCGGCUGACACUGGCUGCGGGGUCCCGCCCGCCAACCGCUGAUAGGCCGCCCAGAACGACAGUCAACGCAUCAUCUUUUCUGAUUGGUCUACUCUGUUCCGCAGUGCGUUAUGGGAGUUGUGGUUCAGUUCUUAUCCAGACAUUGUGGUGCUGUACAAGCACGUACUACAUUUCCCAUCAGGCUUUGCAGGGAGAGGGCCACUGCAUUGCUCGGCGUCCGCUUAUCCGGGUCCUCAAGCGGUCCAGCCAUUCCGCGCGCCUCAAAGGGUGUGUGCCAGGCGCUGAUUGGUGGGUUCGGACUCCCGAGCCCUGUUUGAAAUCCGUUAACGGCGGCGGCAGAGGCGCCGCGCGGAGUGGCGGCGGCGCUGCUGAGGAGAGAAGAUCAGAUCUUCCUUUCCUGCCUCAGCAGCUCUGCAAACCAGGUGAAAGCUGAUCCUGCAGAACGGGGGUGAGGGUUCCCCGGCUGGCUGGCUGCAGACACCCGUGUCGACACAGGAGGGCUGUAGAGGUGCAGACAGAGGACUCUUGGGGACCGUGUGGCUGUGAAGAUGUCUAAGCCAGAAUCCCGUUAUUCUUUUGAUGUCCCAAACAUCUGCAUCGAUUUUGCAACUCUGAAUGAGGAUGAUAUGCACAAUGCAGACUCCUGGUUUGAUGAAAAAGCCAAUCUGGAGAAUGUCCCUCCUGCAGAAAAUCUGGCAGAGGUCUCACACCGCAGCCCUGCUUUUUCAAAGCCUGAUGUUAUUCUGUCUUCUGUCCCAUUGCAAGAAGUAGCAAUGAGUGAAAGUGAUGGUGAAGCCGAAUGUGCCCAGGGCAACACGGUCCCUCAGAAUAUUGUCGGGUCCCUGGCAACCUGGAGAGCUGGUGCCCCUGCAGAGGCCCCUCAGAGACCAGGCAGGAGACUGGCUACAAAGCAGGGGAAGACCCAGCAGCGCAAGCAGCCGGGCAGAAUCAAAGCAGAGAGAAUUGCUAAUGCCCUGGAUAAUAAGGAAGAUGUUCCACCCUUGAAGAAAAUGAGACUUUCUGGUAGCAGAGAGAAGGUGACAGAAACGUCCACAAAGAAAGAACCCCUGCAGGAUCCUGACCUCUCUCCAGGGAGAGGGAAAAGCAAACAGACCAUGCCCUCCACGCCAACAAUGUUGAAGAGGACCAAACCUUCUAGCAAGCCAAAGAGUACAGAGGAGCAGGAGGUGGAAAAGAUGCAGCAGUUGCAGCAGGAGGUUAUGGAGCUGCGGAAGAAGAACGAGGAGUCUCUGAAAGCAGCUAUUGCUGGAGCAGGACAACCCAUGAAGAAACCUGUUGGUCAAGUAACAAAGCCAAUUAAUUUCCACUUCUGCACGGAGAAUAGAAUUAAACAGAAUGUAGAAAGCCAGCCUGUGAACGAGUACAAGGAGCUAGAUUUUGCAGCAGUCCUGAGGAAGCAUCCCCCAUCUCCGGUGCGAAUGCCAAAGGGACACACUGUCCCCAAACCUUUCAAUCUGUCCCAGGGAAACAAAAGAAAACUUGAAGAAGCCACAACAGAAUACGUGUCCUUUGCUGAGCAGGUAGAAGCAUUCCAAAAACGCACACCCCCUCGUUACCAUUUGAGGAGCAGGAAAUCUGAGGAAGGCUCAGUUUCAAAAAAGCCUGUGAAGGCUCAGCCCACGCAUCCCAAAACACCAGUGCUGCGAACAAAGCAUCGCUUGAGACCUGUCACCUGCAAAACUGCUGCAGAGUUAGAAGCAGAGGAAGUAGAGAAAAUUCAACAGUACAAAUUCAAAGCACGAGAAAUCAAUCACAAAAUCUUUGAGGGUGGGCCACUCCUGCCCAAGAAGCCCCCUGUGAAGAAGCUCACCCAACCCAUUGGCUUUCAGCUGGAAAUAGAAAAAAGGAUUCAGGAGCGUGAGAGUAAGAAGCAGCAGGAGGAAGAGCGCUUCGAAUUCCAUUCCAGGCCAUGUCCCACAAAAAUCCUGGAGGAUGUUGUGGGUGUUCCAGAGAAGAAAGCACUUCCUGUUACAGUCCCCAAGUCUCCAGCCUUUACCUUGAGAAGCAGGACCCAUGUGUCUGGCAGAGAGGAGGAAAAGGGAAAAGAGGAAGUGGCUGUGAUCAAAGCUAAUCCUAUGCCACAUUAUGGAGUGCCCUUCAAACCCAAAAUGCCAGAGCAGAGGCACGUGGAAGUUUGCCCCUUCUCUUUCGAUGCCCGGGACAGAGAGCGACAAAUACAAAAAGAAAAAAAAAUAGAAGAACUGCAGAAGGAAGAGGUGCCAAAGUUCAAAGCAUUGCCUCUGCCUUACUUUGACGAAGUUAAACUGCCAGAAAAGAAGGUCAAAACCCCAACUCAGCCUGAACCAUUCCAUCUGCACGUGGAUGAACGGGGAGCUGCCAAGCUCCAGAGCUGGAAACAGCAGCUUGAAGAAGACUUGAAAAGGCAGAAAGAGGCAGCAUGUUUUAAAGCUCGUCCCAACACAGUGGUGUACCAGGAGCCUUUUGUGCCCAAAAAGGAACAUAGGAUGCUAUCAGAGAGCCUUUCUGGUUCUGUAGUUCCUGAAAGCUUUGAGCUGGCAACAGAAAGAAGAGCAAAAGAACGGCAAGAAUUUGAAAAGCGAUUGGCAGAAGCAGAAGCCUUAAGGGAGAAGUAUGAGGAGCAGAUCCGGCAGAAACAAGAGCAGCGUGAAAAAGAAGAAGUUGCUAAGCUAAGACAAGAAAUGGUUCACAAGGCAAACCCAAUACGCAAAUACCGCAGCCUAGAAGUGAAGUCCAGUCAUCAACCGCUGACUGUGCCAAAGUCUCCCAACUUCUCAGACAGAUUCCGAUGCUGAUGAGCAUCCACUGACAACUGCUGGGAGAUCCCAUCCUUCUCCACCUCCCUUGGUAGGAGAGAGGGAGCAAUUGUUUUUCCAUGACUGCUUGGUCUGAACUCCUAUGCUUGGUUUCGUUGUUGUACUGAGUAGUUAAACUCCACCUGAGCCCAUGGCAUUUCAGCAGUGCCUCCUGGCCUUGCUGUGUAUAUAGACCCCAUCUUCUCUAGAGACUAAACCAAGUUUUGAUAUUGCAUACAGAUAUUGUGUACCUAACUAAAUAAGAAUUCCUAAUCUGCUCACUGUCUCAGGCUAAUGGGCUGAAGCCCUUUCCUGCAGAAGAGUUUUUGAUAAAGACUGGCCACACAGAUGUGUGCGUCUGGCAGAGCUGUCGAAUGUUUUUACACUAAGUGCUAUUUUCAAGUGUCUGUUUUUUAGCAUUUUAGUCUACAUUUAGCUUGAAUUGUGUUAAAUGAGGUUCCUUCAAGCCAGUGUAGCGCGGGUCUGGCCUUCCUUGUUGAUGUUUAGAUGACCACAAAUAUAAAUCUUGCCUACACUUAAAAGUAAUUCUUUGUGUAUAUUAGAGUAUUAAACCAUCUUGCUGUUUUAUAACUGAAGUCCUGUUUGGGGAGCCAUUUGUCUGGCAAGUGACUUGCUGUGAGCUGCUGCCCCAGCUUCUGGCAGUGCAGGUCUCUUGGCUGCAGAAUCAUCAGCAUCUCUGGCUAGUUUUGGCAGUGAGCAGAGCUAAACAUAGCCCAAGUGCUCAAUUGCUGGAGGACAAAACUGCUGGCAUUAUGAAGAGUGGACACAUCUAGAUUAAAGUUUUAAUAAUUAUUUCUUACUUAGUAUUGUGCUCUGAUUUCUUUUUGUUUUGCUGCAAUACCUGCUCACCCCAUGAGCAGGGCUGCUUGCUACUGUUGUGCUGCUUAGUAGAGGGGGGUAAAUGGAAAUUUAGAAUUAAUUUGUCCUAACUGGACAAACUUGGUUAUUUGGUGGUUAUGGAAAACAUUUGCUUUCAUUUCUUCUGAACUGGGAUAUGUUGAAGUAGUAUUCCCGGAGUGUGUAACGUUUUGUUCAGAUUUUUGGCUGAAAAAGAGAGUUCAAACUAGAUGUUAGAUUCCACCUAAGGGGGUGCUUAGAGAUGCUGUCUCAUUCUUGCCAAAGUGCAUCAAGCAAUUGCUAUUUUACUCCUAGACUGAGAGAGGUAACAGUGGAAGAAAGUCCUUAGAGAUCUAAAUUCCAAGAUGAACAUUUAUUGGACCCAAGGGAUGAUGUUUCUGCAGGAAUUCUCCUAAAAAGUGUGAUGCUCAAGAGAUAUCAUUGCAGAACAGCUGGGGUCUCUAUGGGAGUGUUUCCAAGAGCACCAGCCUCGAACUUCAGUGCUGGGAUUAAAGAGGAAAAGCCACCCACACUGAAAUACAGGGAUUCUUCAAAAAAAUUAAAGGUUUUAUGCAGUUAGUAACUGAGGAGCUGGAGAAUGAGAGGCUUGGGGAAAGUAUGUUGGUACUGAAGGAUGAAUGACCCCAUGGCAGUGUGGGUUCUUGGAAAUGGUGACCUCAGACAUGGCUCCAUUUUGCUCAAGUUUCAGCUUUUCCUUCCCUUCUCAUGAGGAUCUUUGUGUAGCUGUGGCAGAGGUUGGCCCAAAAGUUUGAUCUAAUCACCCAGCCUGCCUUCAGCCACAUUUUUCUGACUUUGCUGUAGCCCUAUGUCACUGAGCUGGGAGUUACAGGACAGCGAGAAAAACUGCUGUCACUGCUGCUGUGACAAUUUGCAGGAGUGGCUGGAGCACAAGGGACAUGUCAGCAUCCUCUUCUUGAAAAUGACAAUCCAUGUGGAUCUGACCUGUCUGCCUUACCCCCAUUUCUGUCAUGGUGGGGCUGUUCCCUGUGAUCUGCUACUGGAUGGGCACAUCACAGAACCUCAGAUGUUUUUUCCUCGAGUGCCAGCUCUGGAGAAGGCAGCAUGUGGGCAGCAGAAGCAGCAAAUAUUUAUGAUGAGUCAGGGUGAAGCUGGAAUGAUGAUGAGCUGCUGAAGAAUGUGAAGGCAAGCAGGAUCAUGAGGCCAUGGAACUGGAGCAGCCACUAAGCCCUGAAGGAUGAAGCAGCUGGAUUUCCCUGAUGGCCCUACAUGGCCUCUUCUGCCUUGAGGAAGGGGUUGUGUGCCUGACAGCUUGGCAGUAUUUUUUCCCCAAUGGUAUCAUUUGGGUCUAAUAAAAGACAUUACAUCUUUCCCCA